CUGGAGGCCGUUUCGAAGGACCUUCGUGCUAUUUUAUUGGAGGUUAUAAGUGGGGUGGCGUGGGCUCGUAGGGUGCCGGAUGAUGCUUGAGGAGAAGCUGCUAGAGCUGGCUGGGUCCGAUACUUGCGAUGUCUGGUUUAUUUAUGUCUUUUUACUUUUAUGUUUCCUUAGCUGCUAGUGUGUUUUUUUUCUCUUUUUAAUUUGUAGUUCUUAGUUUUCUUAGGGGCUUGCCCCUCUCAUUUACCAAAAAUUAAAAAAAAAAAUAUCAAUAUUCAAAUAACUUACAAAAUAUAAAAAAAAUUCAAUAGGAAUUUUAUUGUAAAAUUUAAAUGAAAUUCUUACCACUAAACUACAGCCACCAUAUUAAUACUCCCAUCAUCUAUUUUUAGUUUUUAAAUAGGACAAACCAAUCCUAUCUUAAAUUAAAAGUCAAACAAAAAAACCGGUAAAUUUGAACUACUCCGUAUAUUACACUCAUUCAAAUUGACAAUAAUCCACUUGUACAAUUAUACUCUCACUGUCACACAGUCACACCAAUCAUUAUCCAAGAAAACAUUACCAGACACAGAAAAUUCCGCCAUUAACGAUGCUUCCGUCAACCUCCGCCGCCAUUUUCUCUCUCCUCCUAACAACAACGACACUACUUUCUCUCUCUUCAUCUUCUUCACUUUCUGACGACGACGAUUCUCUCACCUACAUUUGGCCAUUGCCGGCAAACUCCACUUCCGGCGCCGAUACUCUCACCGUCGAUCCCGACCUUUCUAUCUCCAACUCCGGCAACUCUCCGAUCAUCUCCGCCGCUUUUCUUCGCUACAAAUGCAUCAUCUUCUCUCAUGCAACAACGGUUCCUCCCGGAUUUCGAUCUCUUCGAACGCCGGUUUUUGAUAUUAGUGUUGUUCAGAUCGUUGUUCGUUCUUCUGAUGAAGAGCUUCAAUUUGGAGUGGAUGAGAGCUAUGUUUUGAGGAUUUCUGGGAGAGAUAAUCACUCAAUUGUUGGAUUUGCUGCAAUUGAGGCCAAUACUGUGUACGGUGCAUUGCGGGCGUUAGAGACUUUCAGCCAGUUGUGCACAUUUCAUUAUGAAUCAAAAACUGUAAAAGUAAUGAAGGCUCCUUGGUAUAUUCAAGACGAACCGAGGUUUGCAUACCGCGGACUUCUUAUAGAUACUUCUCGGCAUUAUCUACCAACAGAUGUAAUUAAGCAUAUUAUUGAUUCCAUGUCAUAUGCCAAACUUAAUGUUCUUCAUUGGCAUAUCGUGGAUGAGGAGUCUUUUCCUCUUGAAACUCCUUCUUAUCCAAAUUUGUGGAAGGGUUCAUACUCAAGGUGGGAGCGGUACACAGUUGAGGAUGCUUAUGAAAUUGUCAACUUUGCAAAAACAAGAGGCAUCCAUGUCAUGCCAGAGAUAGAUGUUCCUGGUCAUGCUGAAUCAUGGGGUGUUGGAUAUCCUGAUCUUUGGCCUUCUUCUUCCUGUAAAGAGCCACUUGAUGUCUCCAAAAACUUUACUUUUGAUGUGGUUUCUGGUAUUUUGACAGAUAUGGGAAAAAUCUUCCCAUUUGAGCUAUUCCACUUGGGAGGUGAUGAGGUUAAUACAGAGUGUUGGAAUUCUACAGCACACAUAAAGCAAUGGUUAAUAGACCAUAACAUGACUCAUAAUGACGCCUACCAAUAUUUUGUGCUAAGAGCUCAGGAAAUAGCUAUUUCAAACAAUCGGACACCUGUCAACUGGGAAGAAACAUUCAGAUCAUUCCCCUCAAAGCUGAAUCCAAGAACAGUUGUGCAUAACUGGCUGGUUUCUGGAAUCUGUCCCAAGGCUGUGGCUAAAGGUUUUAGAUGUAUAUUUAGCAAUCAGGGUGUUUGGUACCUUGAUCAUCUAGACGUCCCUUGGCAACCUGUUUAUGAAGCAGAUCCCUUGGAGGGAAUUACUAAUGUUACUCAGCAAAAGAUGAUUCUUGGAGGAGAAGUAUGCAUGUGGGGUGAGACAGCUGAUACUUCAGAUAUUCAGCAAACAAUAUGGCCACGAGCUGCCGCCGCUGCAGAACGCUUAUGGAGCACGAGAGAAGCUACAACAGUAGAAAAUAUUAACAAAACAGCACUACCCCGAUUGCAUUACUUCAGAUGCCUCCUGAACAUGCGUGGUGUUCAAGCUGCUCCUCUUACUAACUUCUAUGCUCGACGUCCACCUACUGGUCCAGGCUCAUGUUAUGAGCAAUGAUGUACUUAUGCAGCUAUUAUUUAUCAGAUGUGAUAUGAACUGCAUGGAAAAGUUCAUUUAUACAUCCAAUUGGUUACAUAUUGUAUUUUACAGGGAAAAUAAAAGGUUUGUGAUCUGCAUGUGUUUACACUAUGCAGACUGUUUGAAGUCAUUUUGUUUGCUUCGUGGUGUUUGGCGAAUGACAAUUGACCAUAGCUAUGUUAAUCAUCUCUAAUUUAUUUUAUGAUACAAUUGUUCAUGUAGACUGUCUGGUACUGUGUGAAUCUUGCAUCUCAAGCAAUAUACUAGUAUUUCGUACA
Messenger RNA from Chenopodium quinoa (quinoa), 2508 nucleotides. Its product is annotated as beta-hexosaminidase 1-like. Gene Ontology annotation, molecular function: beta-N-acetylhexosaminidase activity. The transcript is spliced from 15 exons. Gene Ontology annotation, cellular component: membrane. Gene Ontology annotation, biological process: carbohydrate metabolic process; glycosaminoglycan metabolic process. NCBI's taxonomy places the organism in Eukaryota, Viridiplantae, Streptophyta, Magnoliopsida, Caryophyllales, Amaranthaceae. The record is from RefSeq and is a predicted model, not a curated record. The coding region runs from base 587 to 2209 and encodes 540 amino acids.